Messenger RNA from Microcebus murinus (gray mouse lemur), 2354 nucleotides. It is a transcript of the gene SIT1, whose product is annotated as signaling threshold regulating transmembrane adaptor 1. Gene Ontology annotation, biological process: T cell homeostasis; regulation of T cell activation; signal transduction. The record is from RefSeq and is a predicted model, not a curated record. Gene Ontology annotation, molecular function: kinase binding. NCBI's taxonomy places the organism in Eukaryota, Metazoa, Chordata, Mammalia, Primates, Cheirogaleidae. Gene Ontology annotation, cellular component: plasma membrane.
CCUACCCUUGGCUCUGGGCAGUGCUCGUGGACUUGGCUCUCACAUCAGCAGUCAUGAGCGGAGGUUGCAACUGCACCGAUCUACCAUGGCUGGCCACAGGAAUCCCCUCCAUAGGCUGGGCCUGGGGACUGUGGGCCCUCCUAGGGGCUGUGACGCUGCUGCUUCUCAUCUCACUAGCUGCACACUUGUUCCAAUGGAUCAGUGGCUGGGGCAGGGGCCAUCUGAGGCAGGGACGCUCUGGAGGGUCUGUGGAAGAGGUCCCCCUGUAUGGGAACCUGCAUUAUCUCCAGACAGGACGGCUGAAUCAAGAACCAGGGCCAGACCAGCAGGAUCUAACCCCUGGAGGCCCUGCCAGGGCUGCGGAGGAGGUGACGUGCUAUACCAGCCUGCAGCUUCGGCCUCCUCAGGGCCGGAUCCCCACCCCUGGGACUCCCAUCAAGUACUCAGAGGUGGUGCUGGAUUCUGAGCCAAAGCCCCAGGCCUCGGGCCCCGAGCCAGAGCUCUAUGCCUCGGUGUGUGCCCAGACGCGCAGGGCCCGGGCUUCCUUCCCCGACCAGGCCUACGCCAACAGCCAGCCUGCGGCCAGCUGAGACGGAGCCUGGCACAGCGGGACACGCGCUGCCCAGCCUCCCCUGGAGCAGGGGCAUGACUGUUCCCCAACCAGCCCCCAAAGACAGGGCGCCAUUGCCUAGUCACAGGAUGUGAUCUGCCCUGAACUUCCUAUCUGAGCUGUGAGGAGACAUCUUGGGUAAACUGUUUCUUGAGGAUGGAGGAGACAACGCCAGUGGCCCCAUCCCCACCUCAUUUUUCUAUCUGUUCCUCUCAGCCCCUAAACUCCCCAGUUCUCACUUCCACCUCCUUCUGGAGUUUAACCAGAUCCUCCCUGACCCCAUAGUCUACCCCUGACACCCCAGUGUCUCUUCAGGCACAGGAAGUGGGCAGUGGGGGAAGGGGUAAGAGCCUGAGAGGACGUGGGUGGGUAUGUCCCUUGGAAGCUCACAGGCUGGAGGGGUCCUGGAACUCAGAGACCUGAGGGACUCGAGCCUGGCUUCUGACCUUCUGGGAACCUUGACAGUUCUUCACCCUGCUGUCUCUGUUAUGUCCCCAAAUUUUCAAAUAAAACUUCUCAAAAAGUGUUCAGAUUUUACCUGGAGGGCUGUAGACUGGCAACAGGCCCCAUAGGUGAGGAUGUGAGCUUUGCUGUCUGCACAGAGCACUUCUGGGGGUGCCUAGUGGGGUACAAAGGGCCAAGAGGGGCUGCCACACCAGCACUGCAGAGGUGGGUGCCGGGGUGGAGGCUGAAGCCCAGCUCCUCAGCUGCUCUUGCAGCUGCCAGGAUCUGCCCUCAGAGCCACCACACUCCCCCUGGGCCUGCAAGUUCAUCAGCCCCUGACUACUCUCCCAUGACCUCUGUAACUCUGCCGCCACCACCACAACCUGCCAACCUAGCCUCCCUCGUCCCCCAGGAGUCCCACCUAUAACCCUGUUUUGGCAUCAGUAGCCCCAUCUGCACGCUCAUCGAAUACCACCAUGGGCCCUCUCCUUACCACAUCACUAUAGCAACAGUCCACUCCAUCUCUGCUUCACUGUCUCAACUGUCACUCACAAUCCUGGUAACAGCUUUGCUUGUCAUCACUUUCAUUUUAAUCCCCAUCCAAUCAGCUCUGCCUGUCCACCCAUCAUCUGCUUGAUUCUUAACUCCAGCCUCCUACACCACGUAGCAUGCUGCAGUAGGCAGGGUGGCACAGAGAUUAGAACUGUGGGCUUGGGAGCCGGACUGCCUGAGUUGACAUUCCAUGUCUACUACUUACCAGCUGUGUGUUCUUGAGCAACUGGGCCUUGGUUUCUGAAUCUGUAAAAUGGGGAGAUCUAUAAGAUGGGGAAUCUGUAUUAAUGGUGUCUAUUUUUUAAAAGGCUGUUGUGAGGUUUAAAUGAAUUGCUAUAAGUAGAGCACUUAGAAGACAAUGAGUGCUCAAUAAUGCUAGAUAUUACCAAAAUAAGAGAAAUGCAGGGUCCUCUAUAGGAGCUCAUAGGUGAAGUGACUUGUAAGGAGGCACAGGACACACAGUAGGAGUCUGCAGCAAGAACUGAAGGACAGAGACGUUCCAGGCCGAAGGAACCACAAGGCAAAGGAGAGGCUUCUUUGGAGGAGCUGACAGAAGUGCAUUCAGCAUGCCUGGAGGGAUAGGGUUGGGGUUUUGGGUAGGGUAGGGUAGGGUAGGGUUAGGAGGAAAUGGCAAGAUGAGGCUGGAGGGGUGGACUGAAGCCAGAUCACACGAGGCCUAUAAACCAUGCCAAGGAGUUUGGACUUUAUCCUGUUGGUGAGGUGAAAGGUAGUCACUGAAGGCUUUUAA